AGAAAGUCUCUACCACGUGUGCAGUGAUCAAUACCUUCCCCACCAAUUCCUCAACAUCUCUUCAGUCUUUGAGACCUCUCACAAUCAGUGUUAAACACAAGUGGCCCAGGGACAGUCAAUUUAUCUCGCGUGAUGUUGUAAAUCGUGAAUACGUCAGAUUUUACAAAUCUGCGGUCAUUUGAUUGUUUACGUCUUCUUACCCUCGAAAAUAAUAUUGAAAACAUUAUUUUGUCGAGUUGUAAUUACUUUGAACACUUGCAACGUCGAGGAGAAUUCUUACAAGUGAUAGCUAAUGAAGGAAGAAAACAGAAAAAUUAUGUUCAAUACAAUUAGUCAUCGCUGAUAAGAUAAGUGAUGACGAAGUUUAACGUUCUUGACUACUGAACCAUCAGGUGGAAAUAAAAAUGAGGGAUUAUUCUCGAAUCGUUACACGAACUCAACAAAAUACCAAAGGAUAUGGAAAAGAGAAAAAAACAAUUAGGAAUUGUUCGAGAGAUUUUCCUCGGAUUAAAUCGCGAGUAUCUCAGUCGAGGAGUGCAAUUAAAUACUUUAAAGUCUUUAGCGCAAAGGAGAGACUCAGCAAAUACCAAACAGUUUCUCGAUUUUCCGUUGAGCUUCAGAACAUUUGCAGCAGGAAUUUUUGUUUCGCUGAUUUGCGGAGUAAUCAUUCAUGGGCGUGACGAUUUAGUUAAUUAUGUCUACAAUUCGAGAUGUUACAUUCCAAAUAAUUAUUUAGUUUGGGAGUUUACGAGACCAGUGUCAGACUGUGAUUUCUGUCGUGGAAUAGACUCUGCUAUAAUUAUUGCAAAUGAUACCAAAGAGGAGUUCGAGAAGUUUGCGUACAGUUCCAGGCCGAUUAUCGUGAAGAGGGCGAUUGAGCACUGGAGGGCUGCAGAGGUGUUUAGUCUUGAGUUUUUUAGGGAUUUGUAUGAGAGGAUUGAGGGGAGUUAUGAGUCGGUUGAGGAGGAGUGCCAGUUUCUGCAUUUCAAGAGCAACUUUUCGAGUCUUAAGGAAGUGUUUGGGAUGAGCGAGGGACGGAGGCAGAACAGGGAGGGAGGCAGCUGGUAUGUUGGAUGGAAAAACUGCCAUCCCGAGGUGCUGGAGGAGAUGAGGAAGUACUAUGAACCGCCGAAGUUCCUGCCAGAUGAUGCCGAGGUGCCCCAGACGAAUUAUGUGUUCCUGGGGUAUGACGAGGGCGCGAUCAUGCAUUUGGAUUACAUUCCGCGACUGAUGUGGCAGGGUCAAAUCUUAGGGGACAAAACCUGGACUGUGGCGCCAACUCCAGAGUGUGAUAACGUCUGCAAUAAAUUUAAUUUCUCUGUAAACAGUGGAGAUGUUAUUCUGCUCGAUACAAGACUUUGGUACCAUGCGACCUUUGUCGACAAGGGACAACUCAGUCUCACGGUGACUUCUGAAUACGGAUAAUUGUACAUAUAAAGUGAAGAAAUUUUAUACCAAAAUGUUGGAAGACGAUAAGUCCAGAAUUUUUACAAUAUUGUAGCAAAUAAUCUAAAUUUUUUUCUUGCCAAAAAACAAAUUGAGACCGUGAAUGAAUUGGAAUUUUUCAAAGUGAAUUUUCCAAAGUUUUUUAAGGAUGUUGCGUAAAAUAUUUGUUAAUCAAGUACAUAGUUCGAGAAAAUUUUCUACAAAAAAGUUUCCUGAUGAAUUCAUCGAAGCGUUGGCCGUCUCAAUAAAUUGGCAGCAAAAUAUUCCAAUUUUCCGGACUUAUCUCUUCCUAGUCUAGGAAUGUAACCAGAUUGUACAUAAAUUGUGAAAAUAUUUUUUAUCAUUUUAUAAAUGUUCAAAUGGGUUAGGGUACUUUUUUAAUAAUAAAAACAAUUGUGCCAUGCUA
Molecule: messenger RNA, 1852 nt
Organism: Diachasma alloeum
Lineage: Eukaryota; Metazoa; Arthropoda; Insecta; Hymenoptera; Braconidae
Exons: 2
Coding region: 457-1425 (322 amino acids)
Source: RefSeq, a predicted model, not a curated record